Molecule: messenger RNA, 782 nt
Organism: Cuscuta epithymum
Lineage: Eukaryota; Viridiplantae; Streptophyta; Magnoliopsida; Solanales; Convolvulaceae
Source: the annotation of a GenBank genome assembly
GGGCGAUUCAUUCGGUGUGGGUUAUAAAAAACCUACACCGGUGUACCCCGUGAGGUGUACCACUAAUAUUGCUCCAUUUGUACCCAUUAACCAUGUCAUUCUUUUGUUUUCUACAUUGGCAUUUACAUUUAAAUCCAGGGUCAUCUUAGCAAUUUAUACAUUUUUCAUUUUAGCUUAUUUUUUCUUUUAUGUCAAGUCAAUUUUCUUCCACUUUCUCUUUCUUUCUUUCUCUUUCUUUCCUUCUCUUUCAUUUCCCUGCAACUUUUCUCCAUUGAAGAGCAUUCUACUACAAAUUCAAAUAUUUAUGUAGUAGAAUUUAAUUCUUUUUUGGGUUACAAUUUCCUGUCUUUGUCUAUGGUGGAUGGCUUGAAAAUCAAUUUUACUCCGUUGGGUUUUGACCUGCGCUACAUCAUCAUCGUGUCGUCCCUUCCCAUCUGAUGGCCGCCGUCUCUCUCACGAGCUCUAAGGCGGCCAUUAAUGGCCGCAACUUCCGUACCUGGAGCACGACAAACUCAACUCACGACGGCAGCUCUGCGGCGGCGAGAUCUGGAGAUGGUGUAGGGAGUUUCAGUGGACAUCAAGCUUAAGUCCAUGACACACAGCUGGACGUGGAUGGCUCCGGUCGGUUGCUCCAAGCUCCCAUCCGGAAUAGAUCUGAAUAUGAAAUUCCAGAUUCUUCUAUCAUCUUUUUUUUUAACAUUUCCAGAACAGUUUUAGUGGAUUUUGUGUAAAUGAGAUGAAUUUUUUUAUUUUUGGGAGGAAAUAAUAAGUUUAUUUGGAUU